Molecule: messenger RNA, 1839 nt
Organism: Nannospalax galili (Upper Galilee mountains blind mole rat)
Lineage: Eukaryota; Metazoa; Chordata; Mammalia; Rodentia; Spalacidae
Product: T-cell-specific guanine nucleotide triphosphate-binding protein 1-like
Exons: 3
Coding region: 276-1550 (424 amino acids)
Biological process (GO): cellular response to interferon-beta; defense response
Cellular component (GO): endoplasmic reticulum membrane
Molecular function (GO): GTPase activity; GTP binding
Source: RefSeq, a predicted model, not a curated record
UACCAUUUGUGAUCUUUGCUGCUUUCCUGGGGAGGGCAGAUCUGUGCAGUUGUCUGCUGUGCCCUGCGCUACAGGGAGCAACAGGUCUGGCAUUCUCUGCUCCUUCAGUGGAAACAGGAUCUGAUCUUUGACUCCAGAAAUCUCUUGGUCCAACCUCCAGUGGAUGCUAACACGUCCCAAUAGCAGCACUGACAGAGAAUCAAGGCUUCAACACACAGGUCUUUCAGUGGUCAUCAAUAUCCUAACUACAGCAGGAGCAUAAGAAAAGACCUUCCAUGGAAACUGGUAUGGAUCAGUUCCUCGCAUUUUUCCUGAAGAAUGCAAAAGGGAUGAAUUUUCAGCAAUUGGCUACAGAGUUUCUGCCUCACUACUCCUCAUUAGUCAGUAAGGCCGGAGGCAUCCUCUCUCCAGAAACCCUCAGUAAUAUUCAAAAAGCUCUCCAGGAUGGGAAGCUAAAGGAUGUGGUGGACCAAAUUCACGAAGCCCUCACUGCUGCAGAAGAUGCUCCACUGGAGGUGGCUGUGAUCGGGGAGUCUGGGACUGGCAAGUCCAGUUUCAUCAAUGCUCUUCGAGGGCUGAGUCACGAAGCCCAGGAGUCGGCUAAGGUUGGGGUUGUGGAAACCACCAUGGAUAAAACCCCCUAUCAACAUCCAAAAUACCCCAAAGUGACCUUCUGGGACCUGCCUGGAACUGGGACUCCCAAUUUCCUCCCAGACACUUACCUAGAAAGAGUGGGAUUUGCUAACUAUGACUUCUUUAUCAUAAUUUCUUCUUCUCGGUUCAGCUUCAAUGAUGCUGUUCUGGCAGAGAAAAUCAAGGAUGUGGGGAAGAAGUUCUAUUUUGUUAGAACCAAGGUGGACAGUGAUUUAUAUAAUGAAGAGAAAACCAAACCCACAUUCUUCAAAAAGGAGAGAGUCCUUCAGCAGAUCCAAGACUACUGCCUGGCUAAUCUCAGUGAGAUUGGGGUUUCUGAGCCACGUGUGUUCUUGGUCUCCAACUUUGAUGUGAAUGCUUUUGAUUUCCCAAGACUGGAGGAGAUUCUGCUGAAGGAGCUCCCUGCACACAAGCGCCAUGCGUUUGCUCUGCUUUUGCCCAAUUUCUCUGAUGCUGCUAUUGAUAUGAAGAGAGAUUUCCUUAGGGAGAAGAUCUGGCUCGAUGCCAUGAAGUCAGCAGCUUUGUCUUUUGUCCCCUUUAUGACCUUCUUCAGUGGUUUUGAUUUGCCUAAACAAGAAGCAUGCCUGAAGGAUUACCGAAAAUAUUUUGGCUUGGAUGAUAAGUCGAUAGAAGAGACUGCUGAGAAGCUGGGCACAUCUGUCCAGGACAUCAGGGCCUACAUCAAGUGCUGGGAUUUCUGGUCCUUUGUAAAGGAUGACAGCAUACCAGCAAAAGUCACGCACUGUGUUGAGUCCUUCUGUGCUGUGAAAGGAGGUCCCACAGCCUCAGUCAUCCAGGGUCUGAAAGUCUACUUCCUACGCUUAAAAUUCCUCAACACAGUGGUGGAUGAUGCAAAACUUCUUCUGCGUAAGAUAGAAACAGCAAAUCUUGCCUAACUGAACAGUAAGCAGACCUCAAGUUGUGUGUGUUCAGUUUGGGAAUGGGGGUCUCCUCCUCCAAACUCCCAGGCCACCUCUUCCUUUAGAAGAAUGUCUGUUCUGUGAAGGAAGACCAUUGUUUUGCUUUAGAGGUCUUUACCACGUGUGAAUUUUUUGGCCAUAGUCUGUUUUUCUGCAUUUAUUGACCUAUUGUGCUUGAUUUCCAGCAAUAACACACCAUCUGAUUUCAAUUAUUCUCUGUGGUAUGAGGUAACAUGUUUCUAUAGUAUGUACUCAAAUAAAUAGU